Messenger RNA from Prorocentrum cordatum, 2172 nucleotides. Lineage: Eukaryota; Dinophyceae; Prorocentrales; Prorocentraceae. The record is from the annotation of a GenBank genome assembly.
CCCGGAUGGCCGCGGAGGGCGCGCGCAGCUCAGGCCCGCCGCACGGCGCGCUGCUGCGUGGCGCGGGCCUCGCGCCGGCGCGGCUGGUUGCGGCAUGCGCCGAGGAGGCGAGGCCAGGGUUCGCCUCCGAGCGCGCGGACGAGUUCCUGGACACGCCCGCGUCGUUGGCCGCGAAGGUGGAGGUGCUGGCGCGCCUGAUGAGGCAGAGCCGCCACUGCGUCGCGUACACAGGCGCAGGCCUCAGCACUGCGGCGGGCAUCGGGGACUACGCGAGCAGGGCGGCGGGCAGCCUCGGCGCCCCCGCGGACCCGCGGCCCGAGAGGGACUGGCCCGCGCUGCAGCCGACGGCCGGGCACCGCGCGCUGGAAGCUAUGCGGGCGGCGGGGCUGCUGCACGGCUGGGUGCAGCAGAACCACGACGGGCUGCCGCAGCGCGCCGGCGUCCCGCAGGCCUUCGUGAACGAGAUUCACGGCUCGUGGUUCGACCCCGCGAACCCCACGGUGGGCUUCGGGGAGCCGCUGCGGGAGGACCUCUUCGCCGCCCUGCUGGCCGAGGAGCUGAAGUGCGACCUGUGCUUGGCCCUCGGCACCUCCCUGUGCGACACGCCGUCGACCGCUGACCGCAUCGCGGUGACCCCGGCGCUGCGCUCACACUGGGAGACGCCUGCGGAGCAGAUCGGCGAGAAGGCCCUCGGCCUCGCCGUGGUGUCCCUGCAGCGCACGCGGCUGGACCCGCUGGCCGCGGUGCGCGUGUACGCGCCCCUGGACGAGGUCCUCGAGGCGCUCGCGACCGCCCUCGGGCUCGCGCUGCCCGACGCCGACGCCGUCGACACCGCGCCCGACGUCGCCGCCUUCGACGCCGCGCCCGGCGCCGCCGCCGACGCCGCGACGCGACUGCGCCCCGGCGACGAGGCGGUGGUGGCGGCAGGCCCCGACCGCGGGAACGUGCUGCGGGCGGUGCGCCGCACGCAGCUGGGCGACCUCGAGUUGAGUCUGGCGGGCGCGCCGGGGUCACCGCCGCGCCGUGCGCUGCUCGGCAGCUGGUGGCUCGGCCGUGGAUCGGGCCCCCCUCCGGCGCUGCUGCCCCCGGGAGCGGAGGUCCCGCCGCAGCGCACGCUCGCCUCCCUGCUGCCCCUGCUGCCGCCCUGGGCGGCGGCGGCCCUCGGGCUGCCUUGCGCGGCGGGCUCGGCAAGGCGUUCCCCCGUCGAGCUGGGCCCGGACGCGGGGCUCGCGGUGGAGGGCCUGUGGGAGGGAUCGUCCGCCAGCGCGGACGGCUGCGUCCACCGCCCCGCCCAGCCCCUGCGGCUCGUGCUGGCCUCCUGCGCCGUCGGCGGGGGCCGCGUCUUCGGCGCCGGCUAUUCCGCCUGGCCCGCGGGCGGUGCCGCGGGAGCCCCGGGCCGCGCCUUUUUCGUCCUGCAGGGCGAGGUACGAGCGGACGGCCGCGUGAGGAUCAUGCAGCACUGGGACGUGGACCCUGAUGCGUCUACCGAGUCUGCCGCGCCGACCGAGUUCGUCGGCCAGGCCGCGGCGUGCGAGGCGGGCCUCGCGAUCGCCGGCGCUUGGCGGCGCUCCAGCGCACCCAGCGCGCCCCAUGGGCAGGGCGCCUUCGCUUUGCACCACAGGCCCUCCCGCCUCGCUGGGCGCUGGGAGCCGGGCGCCGGGGCCAGCGGCGGAGGGCCCCUGCACGGCCGGUGUGCGCUGUCGUGCGAGCCCCCGCUGCUGUUCGGGGCGGCGGAGCGGCGGGGCGGGCCAGGCCAGCCCCUGCUGGUCCGCGGGGCGUUCCUGGGCGGCGCCGCGGAGUUCGUCCCAGGGAGACCUCGGGGGCAGACCGGCGCCCAUGAGGUGUGGGUGCACACGUCGCUGCCCCCGCGCGGCGGGUCGCUUCCCCGCAGGCCCGCGCACGGCGCGGCGGCGGCGGCGCCUUCGCGGCCGCCGCCCCCGGCAGUGCUCCGCGGGGAGCUCGACGCGCGGGGCCCGCGCGGCCCGCUGCUGCGGCUGGGAGGUUCCGCAGAGCUGCGCAUGCCCCCCCACCCUGCGGCCCCCGCGCUGCCACUAACGGCUGCCGACGGCGCUGCGGAGGAGCUUGACCGGGCGCUGCGCAGGUAUCGCGCACUCGCCCCGCGCUGAGGGCGCGGUGGCGGCCCGCGGCACCCCGAAUAAGAGCGGAGUGCAG